AUGAAGUUGUAUCAGUCCCUCCUCGUCGGCGCCACGGCGGUCUACGCCCUCGACACGUUCUCGGCCAAGGUCCUGGUUGACACAAAGACCUCGCAAUGCGAACUCAUCGAGUCGGUCCAUUUGACCCAGCUGCACCGCGCCAUUCAAAGCACGACGGACACACUUGAAAUCGUCACUGGACGUCAAAAUCUGCCCACCGCCGACGAUAUAAUCCUCCCCCUAGGAGGGGAUGCAAAGCUUCAAUCGUUUGUCGAGAUCUUGGGAGGCAGCACCAACGCUGUGUUGAACCACCUGCACCGCCGGUGCCCCCAAGGCGCGCUGCAGUCCAACAAGGUCGAAAGAGGCGACGCACCAAGGGUGGUGGCGACCCCCGUCGUGCGUCGCAUCGUCAACUCUGGCGACCCCAAGAACCGCAUUGACAUCGUGUUCAUGGGCGACGGCUACACUGCGUCGGAAGACUCGCGCUUCUUCGGCGACAUCCAGCGGCUGACGGACGAGAUGUUCAAGGGCGACACGUUCACCCAGUACCUCCCCCUCUUCAACGUGUGGGCCGUCUACGUGCCAUCGACCCAGUCCGGCAUUGGGGUGGGAGGUAAGCCCCUGGACACCGCCUUCGGACUGUACCGGUCGGGGACUGAACUGCGGGGCAUUUUCACCUCCAAGGCCGCGUACGCUCGCGAAGUGUGCAAAGCGACUGGCGUCAGUGCGUGUGACUUUCCGUCGCUGAUCGGGAACGAUGAUUACUACGGGGGUCUCGGGGGCGAGUUUGUCAUUGCAACUCGGUCGCCGACCACGGGCACGGUGAGGCGCCAACUCGGCACCAUCCGUCGAGGGCGUGACGUGGAAGCACUGGCUGACCAACUCGUCCGACCUCCGUGA
Aphanomyces astaci is the source of this 879-nucleotide messenger RNA. RefSeq lists its product as hypothetical. Gene Ontology annotation, molecular function: metallopeptidase activity. Lineage: Eukaryota; Oomycota; Saprolegniomycetes; Saprolegniales; Verrucalvaceae. Bases 1 to 879 code for a protein of 292 amino acids. The transcript has 2 exons. The record is from RefSeq and is a predicted model, not a curated record.